This is a messenger RNA of Staurois parvus, 330 nucleotides long. The record is from the annotation of a GenBank genome assembly. Lineage: Eukaryota; Metazoa; Chordata; Amphibia; Anura; Ranidae.
GCCCACCUGUGCCCUGCAGUAUCACCCACCUGUACCCAGCAGUGCACCCACCUGUGCCACUCUGCAGUGUCACACACCUGUGCCCAGAAGUGCCACCUACCUGUGCCCAGCAGUGCCACCCACCUGUGCCCACCCACCUGUGCCCACCAGUGCCACCCACCUGUGCCCACCCACCAGUGCAGCCCAGCAGUGCUGUCAGUCAGUGCCACCAGUCAGUGCCCAGGGGUUGUGCCAGUCAGUGCCCGCCAGUCAGUGCCCAGCAGUGAUGCCAGUCAGUGCCGUCUAUCAGUACCCAUCAUCAGUGUCACCUAUCAGUGCCGCCUAUCAGUG